CUUAAAAACCUCUGGCAUUGAUAUCUUUCUUUCAGUGUCGUGAGAUCCUUGGUGAUUGCAGAGUGGCAGCUGUCGCUCUAAUAAAGUUUUCGAUUAACAAUUAUGUUUUAGUAAAACCUGUCUGCGGCUGCCACCUUCUUCUAAAGCAAGUCGAUAUAAAUUCCAAAUCUUUGGAUCGGUCGCACGAAGAAACAUGACACGCUCAAACCUUAACGUCAUCCUUUGGAGUUUACUCCUGGCCACUUGCUAUACGCAAAUUAAUGGAAACAGCAAUGAAACGGAACUCUUCAAUUCGGUGCAUCCUAUUAGUCGAAAUGGUAAAAUAGUGUUCGUGCACGAGGAACUAAUGAAGAAACUGGAUAGUGAGCAUGAGACUUGGCACUGGACUCCUUGGUUGAGAACGAGGCUGGAGAUCACGGACGAGGGCAUCGCCCGCGAGAUCGACUGUGUCAGUGGGGACUCUAUUGACAGUUUCCCUGAUGGAAUCUUUGAUGACGAGCAGUUGAGGCGGGGUGCUUUCCUUUUAUAUGCACUGUUUGGUAUCUACUCAUUUACGCUAUUGGCUAUUGUAUGUAAUGAUUAUUUCAUCCCUUGCGUCGAACUGAUUUGCGAUGACUUAAAAAUACCUCAGAAUGUAGCCGCGGCAACAUUCAUGGCAGUCGCCACCUCCUGUCCUGAAUUCUUUGUCAACGUUAUAUCAACAUUUUUGACUGAAUCUGACAUGGGUAUUGGAACGAUAGUCGGUUCUGCAAUCUUCAAUGCUCUCGGAGUAGCCGCUGUUGGAGGUCUUGCUGCUAUCAGGCCUAUCCCAAUAGAAGCAAGACCCGUCACCAGAGAUGUGGUUAUCUACAUGGUUAACGUCGGUGUGUUGGUAGCUUUCGUGUGGGAUGGACAGAUCGACUGGUACGAAGCUCUCGUACUGGGAAUCCUUUACAUCCUCUACUUCAUCGUUAUGUUCAAUAGCAUGAGGAUGUUUGCCGUCUACGACAGACUUGUUGCCAGAAUGUGCAAAAAGAACACAUCAGAUAUUGCUAUGGUAAUUCCUACGGAAAAUGGGAAAUCAGUCGAAGAAGGCGUUGAUAACAAAGGAUUCAGUGACGUGGAUGUUGAAUAUCCUGAGAAAGUGAAUGUCGUUGAAAAAGCUGAAGAAGAGAAUGUUAAACCCAAGAAGAGUAUAUUCCGGUGGCCCCGCGAGAACUCCUGGGUUUACAAAGUGUGGUGGCUUUACACUUGGCCUUUGAAACUAGUGUUGGGAUUCACAAUUCCAUCUCCAAUUACUUACAAGAAGUUGUACCCACUGGCUUUCUUUAUGUGCAUCGUUUGGAUCGGAGCCAACUCCUACUGUGUCUCGUGGAGCAUGACAGUUAUUGGGCAUACUUUCUUCAUUCCUGAAUCAGUGAUGGGCAUGACGUUUUUGGCGUUCGGUGGCUGUUUGCCUGAGGCGUGUUCAGUUUUCAUCAUGUCAAGGCGAGGCGAGGGUGGAAUCGGAGUAUCAAAUGCUUUAGGAGCGAAUUCUUUGGCUAUAUUGUUUGCGCUGGGUUUACCGUGGCUGAUCAAGACUCUGACGUUACUCAGUCAGGGUGCGGAUCAGACCGCCGUCCUCAUCAACUCAGCGGGCAUUGACUUCGUGGUGGGCUCUCUGCUCGUCGCUGUCGUAUGCUUGUGGAUCACGCUUUUCAUCGGCAAGUUCACCCUCAGAAGAACACUCGGUGCCGUCCUCCUAGUUCUUUACGCAGUCUUCAUCACGUUCGCAAUCCUUGUCGAAAUGGGCAUUAUCUUAGACAGGGGUAUUGAAAUAUGCUGAGUAAUUAGCACGCAGUUUCAUUGGAUUACGAUAACUGAGUUAAUCAUCAGUAGAGUUUAUUCAUUCUUCAUGGCUUAACGUAUGCUUAGACUGAUUACUUAGAUCCUGACAGUUACAAAAUGUGGAUAAAUAAUAAUAAUUGAAAAAAAUAUGUCAUGUGGAGGCGGCUUCAAGCUGUCCUUAUUUUCUUAAAUAAAAACGUAGAUUUUUUUAAUGUAGAAUUCGAUGUUGUUUUGAAAUGCAGCUCUGCUAAAGCGUGGAUGACAAAGAAGAACUGUCCACGAGUGAAAAGCUCUUAUAUUCUGGAUGUGGUAUAAAACUGAGCAUUGCCUUGGAGUAUUAGUUAGACAAUUUUAUAAUUACCAAGAGAGUAGAGAUGAACAAGGUGCGAGCUAGUCUGAUACAUGGCCGAUUUCGGCUUGCAAUUAGAUUUUUUAUGUAUGAAGUGACUGGUUAUUUUAAGUGAAAAUAGUAUGUUAAAGACUUUGAAACGUUGAACAGAGUAUAUCAACAUAUUUAUAGAUUCUCUUGAUCACUUUUGAAAAAUAUAUUUUUUAUUUAAGAUUAGGAGACAUUGGGUACAAAAGUAACAGUGGGUCGAAAGUAACAAAAUUUCAUCGUGAAACAGCGAAAAUGGCUUCAGCUGUCAUUAAAGAUCUGGUUUUCUUGAAAUGAGUAUGAUAUCUAAUAAAUGUAAAAGUACAAAAGUGUUACAUUUUCACUUGGUCUCACUUGCUGAGUCACGUGGUAGAAGUAUGGACUAUUGAUUUUUAUUUGAAAGAAAUUGUAUUAACGACAAUAAUUAUUAUAUAAUUAAAAUACAUUGAGAUAAAGUGUUAUUCUUAUAUCUAGACAUAACUUAUUGCAGUGUACUUAAAUACAUUGGAUAUAAUGCCCAGCUCCUGUAAACAGAAAGUAAUUCGUAUCACUUAUUUACAGUAACUUUGAAGCUCAUUUUGAGAGGUUCUGUCAAAAAACUGUUAUUUUAAGCAGCGCAAACUCCAUUGGAUGUUAAUUAUAUGCUAUGGAUAAAUAAAAUAUUUUUCGCCACCCCCAGUUAUUACAGCUAGAAAAGUGUACCUAGCCUUUAAGAAAAUAAGCAUCGAAAUGGUUUCCCCGUUUCCUCACUAUGGUAUAGGUAAAUAAAUAAAAUGACUCAAAGCCAUUAAGGAAAAAAAUAUUCUGAACAACAUUGUAAACAAUAAGAAUUUGCACAAUACUCAUGAUAUUCCGAGUGGCUAGAUCUUUAAACCAGGCACUCAAACCAUUUGUAGUGAUAUUUAUCUACAAUGUUGGUCAACCGUUUCAUAAAUAAACAAGGUUACAGCAUGAA
Messenger RNA from Helicoverpa armigera (cotton bollworm), 3137 nucleotides. Its product is annotated as sodium/potassium/calcium exchanger 3. Gene Ontology annotation, biological process: calcium ion transmembrane transport; intracellular calcium ion homeostasis. Gene Ontology annotation, cellular component: plasma membrane. The transcript has 10 exons. The record is from RefSeq and is a predicted model, not a curated record. The coding region runs from base 194 to 1804 and encodes 536 amino acids. Gene Ontology annotation, molecular function: calcium, potassium:sodium antiporter activity; calcium channel activity. Lineage: Eukaryota; Metazoa; Arthropoda; Insecta; Lepidoptera; Noctuidae.